Molecule: messenger RNA, 6873 nt
Organism: Mesoplodon densirostris (Blainville's beaked whale)
Lineage: Eukaryota; Metazoa; Chordata; Mammalia; Artiodactyla; Ziphiidae
Gene: SYNJ1
Product: synaptojanin 1
Exons: 29
Coding region: 140-4684 (1514 amino acids)
Biological process (GO): synaptic vesicle endocytosis; brain development; phosphatidylinositol dephosphorylation
Cellular component (GO): presynapse; perinuclear region of cytoplasm
Molecular function (GO): phosphatidylinositol-4,5-bisphosphate 5-phosphatase activity; RNA binding
Source: RefSeq, a predicted model, not a curated record
GGGGAGCGGCAGCGGCCAGACGCACCGGCUGUGGGGCGCGCGGGCCGGCGCUUCCUGAAGCAGUCUCCACCUUCGCAUCCUGGGCGGGAGCGGUGAGGGGCGACCGCGGGCAGCCAGGGCUGCCUCGGAAGAAAGGAGAAUGGCGUUCAGCAAAGGAUUUCGGAUCUAUCACAAAUUGGAUCCUCCACCUUUCAGCCUCAUAGUGGAAACUAGACAUAAGGAAGAAUGUCUCAUGUUCGAGUCCGGGGCUGUAGCUGUGCUCUCAUCAGCAGAGAAAGAAGCAAUCAAGGGUACAUACUCCAAAGUUCUGGAUGCCUAUGGACUUUUAGGUGUUUUACGAUUAAAUCUUGGUGAUAUUAUGUUACAUUAUCUGGUCCUCGUCACUGGAUGUAUGUCUGUUGGAAAAAUUCAAGAAUCUGAAGUUUUCCGAGUUACUUCCACUGAAUUUAUAUCACUACGAAUCGAUUCUUCAGAUGAGGAUCGCGUUUCAGAAGUGCGAAAAGUGUUGAAUUCAGGAAACUUCUAUUUCGCAUGGUCCGCAUCUGGAGUCAGUUUGGAUCUGAGUCUUAAUGCCCAUCGUAGCAUGCAAGAACAUACAACCGAUAAUAGAUUUUUCUGGAAUCAGUCUUUGCACUUGCAUCUCAAGCACUACGGUGUGAAUUGCGAUGACUGGUUGUUACGCCUCAUGUGUGGGGGAGUAGAAGUCAGAACAAUUUAUGCUGCUCAUAAACAGGCAAAGGCUUGCCUCGUUUCCAGGCUAAGCUGUGAACGAGCUGGGACCAGGUUCAAUGUCCGGGGAACAAAUGAUGACGGUCACGUUGCCAAUUUUGUAGAAACAGAGCAGGUUGUGUACUUAGAUGACUGUGUUUCUUCCUUCAUACAAAUCCGGGGGUCUGUCCCAUUGUUCUGGGAGCAACCGGGGUUGCAGGUGGGAUCUCAUCGUGUUCGUAUGUCAAGGGGGUUUGAAGCCAAUGCACCUGCUUUUGACAGGCAUUUUAGAACACUUAAGAAUUUAUAUGGUAAACAAAUAAUAGUAAAUUUGCUUGGAUCUAAGGAAGGGGAACAUAUGCUAAGUAAGGCUUUCCAGAGUCAUUUGAAAGCUUCUGAACAUGCAACUGAUAUCCAGAUGGUGAAUUUUGACUAUCAUCAAAUGGUUAAAGGAGGAAAGGCAGAAAAAUUACAUAGUGUUCUUAAACCUCAAGUCCAGAAGUUUCUGGAUUAUGGAUUUUUUUAUUUCAAUGGAAGUGAAGUUCAAAGAUGCCAGAGUGGUACAGUGCGAACAAACUGCUUGGAUUGUCUUGAUAGAACAAAUAGUGUUCAGGCAUUCCUUGGCUUAGAGAUGCUAACUAAACAAUUGGAAGCUCUCGGCUUAGCUGAAAAGCCUCAGCUGGUGACUCGCUUCCAAGAAGUUUUUCGAUCAAUGUGGUCUGUGAAUGGUGAUUCAAUCAGUAAGAUUUAUGCAGGAACUGGAGCUCUUGAAGGAAAGGCUAAGGCUGGAAAGUUAAAAGAUGGUGCUCGUUCUGUUAGUAGAACAAUUCAGAAUAACUUCUUUGACAGCUCCAAGCAAGAGGCCAUUGAUGUUUUGCUACUGGGAAAUACUUUAAAUAGUGAUUUAGCUGACAAAGCUCGAGCCCUUUUAACUACUGGAAGUUUGCGUGCAUCUUCUAAAGUUCUAAAGAGCCUGUGUGAGAAUUUCUACAAGUAUUCAAAGCCCAAGAAAAUUCGAGUAUGUGUGGGCACCUGGAAUGUGAAUGGCGGGAAGCAGUUUCGCAGCAUAGCUUUUAAGAAUCAGACCCUCACUGACUGGCUUCUUGAUGCACCCAAGUUAGCUGGCAUCCAGGAGUUUCAAGAUAAAAGAAGUAAACCAACUGAUAUAUUUGCCAUUGGUUUUGAGGAAAUGGUAGAGUUGAAUGCUGGAAACAUUGUGAAUGCAAGCACAACAAAUCAGAAGCUCUGGGCCGUGGAACUUCAGAAGACCAUCUCCAGAGACAACAAGUAUGUGCUGCUAGCCUCCGAGCAGUUGGUGGGCGUCUGUCUGUUUGUUUUUAUCAGACCACAGCAUGCUCCGUUCAUCAGGGAUGUUGCAGUUGAUACUGUGAAGACUGGAAUGGGAGGCGCAACUGGAAAUAAGGGAGCGGUCGCAAUACGAAUGCUGUUCCACACCACAAGCCUCUGCUUCGUCUGCAGCCACUUUGCUGCAGGACAAUCGCAGGUCAAAGAACGAAAUGAAGAUUUUGUGGAAAUAGCGCGGAAGUUGAGUUUUCCAAUGGGGAGGAUGCUGUUCUCCCAUGACUACGUAUUUUGGUGUGGUGAUUUCAACUACCGAAUCGACCUUCCUAAUGAAGAAGUGAAAGAGCUCAUAAGACAGCAAAAUUGGGAUUCUCUUAUAGCCGGAGAUCAGCUUAUCAACCAGAAAAAUGCUGGACAGAUUUUUAGAGGAUUUUUAGAAGGAAAAGUAACCUUUGCUCCAACAUAUAAAUAUGAUUUGUUUUCUGAUGACUACGACACCAGUGAAAAGUGCCGCACCCCUGCCUGGACAGACCGCGUCCUCUGGAGAAGAAGGAAAUGGCCCUUUGAUAGAUCAGCUGAAGAUUUAGAUCUCCUAAAUGCUAGUUUCCAAGAUGGAAGCAAAAUCCUCUACACGUGGACUCCUGGCACUUUGCUGCACUACGGAAGGGCCGAGCUGAAGACUUCUGACCAUAGGCCUGUCGUUGCCCUGAUUGAUAUCGAUAUAUUUGAAGUGGAAGCUGAAGAGAGGCAGAACAUUUAUAAAGAAGUAAUUGCCGUUCAGGGUCCACCAGAUGGUACGGUGUUGGUCUCAAUCAAAAGUUCUCUACCAGAAAAUAAUUUUUUCGAUGAUGCUUUGAUUGAUGAACUUCUGCAACAGUUUACAAAUUUUGGUGAAGUUAUACUCAUAAGAUUUGUAGAAGAUAAAAUGUGGGUUACAUUUUUGGAGGGAAGCUCUGCCUUGAGUGUUCUGAGCCUGAAUGGUAAAGAGUUAUUGGGUCGGACUAUAACUAUUACUUUAAAGAGUCCAGACUGGAUCAAAACUUUGGAAGAAGAAAUGAGUUUAGAGAAAAUCAGCGUCCCCUUGCCGUCCUCAACAAGCUCCACCCUGCUGGGUGAAGACGCGGAGGUUGCGGCCGACUUCGACAUGGAAGGUGAUGUUGAUGACUACAGCGCUGAGGUAGAGGAACUCCUUCCUCAGCAUCUCCAGCCGUCUUCCAGUUCUGGCCUUGGCACUUCCCCAAGUUCUUCACCCCGGACCAGUCCCUGCCAGUCACCUACCAUAUCAGAGGGGCCUGUGCCUUCCCUUCCCGUGAGACCAAGUCGAGCUCCAUCAAGAACACCUGGGCAUCCAGCUUCACAAAGUUCUCCUGUUGACACUCAGCCCCUGGAGCCCAAGCGGCCCCCCCCUCCCCGCCCAGCUGCUCCUCCUGCGCGUCCAGCCCCCCCACAAAGACCGCCUCCGCCUGCAGCACCCAAAAGCCCUGGAACGACACGGAAAGAUAAUAUAGGACGCAAUCAGCCUUCACCUCAAACAGGACUCACAGGCCCAGGACCUGCUGGAUACAGUACAGCCAGACCGAUUAUUCCACCCCGUGCUGGAGUGAUCAGCGCCCCCCAGAGCCAUGCUCGGGUGUCUGCUGGAAGACUGACUCCUGAAAGCCAAAGCAAACCAUCAGAAGUACUGAAAGCUCUUCUUCCUGAACCGCUGAAGCCUCAGGCCGCCCCUCCUGUGCAGCCUUCUCUGGCCCCGCCGGUUCAGCAGAUGCGGGAGCCUCUGGUCCCGGUAGCCACACCCAUGCCUCAGUCUGCCCCGCAGCCGCCCCCUCGGAGCAGGUCGUCCCACAGCUUGCCUUCUGAGCCUACAGUGCAGCCGCAGGUAAAAACAAACGGGGUCUCCGCCAUCAGACUGGACUCGCCGUUAAAGACUGACCCAUUUGAAGACCUGUCAUUGAACCUGCUUGCUGUAUCAAAGGCUCAGCCAUCUGUUCAAACCCCAAACCCAAAGGGGUUGAUUCCAUUGCCUUCUGCAACCCCAAGUAACACGAAUACUUUGAGUUCUGUAAGCCGCAUGCCGACAAUACCUCCAAUUCCAGCCCGGAGUAAAUCCCAGGAAAACACGCGAUGUUCUCCAAACCCAUUCACUGAGAGCUCGAGCAGCACAAAUCCUUUCACCGACAGGACUGCCGCUCCCAGAAACCCCUUUAGAGCUGAAUCUCAAGAAUCAGAGGCCGCUUUGUGGUUCUCCGAAGAAGAGCCCGUUGCUCAGAGUCCUUUCCCUUCUCUGCAGCCUCUCAGACAGAACAGUAGCAGGCCUUCAUCUUCACUGGAUGGCUUUGAGGACAGUUUUGGUCCGCAGGGCCCACCUAAACUAAAAAGCAGCAACCCAAAAGGAUGGGUAACCUUCGAGGAAGAAGAGGACUUUGGUGUGACAGGAAAGUCAAGGCCCACUUGUCCAGACCUACUGGGUGAUCAGCCGAGUUCGUCUUCUGGCUCCAAGGUGACCUUCAGUGAUGACUGGAAUAAAGGUAGCAGUGUCUCUUUCUGUGUGUUGCCAGCAAGAAGACCACCUCCGCCGCCUGUCCCUCUCCUCCCACCUGGCACCACCCCUCCAGCAGACCCUUUCACAGCCUUGGCCUCUAAGGCAUCACCCACGCUAGACUUUACAGAAAGAUAAUGUUAUACAGUAGAAAGCAGUUGUUCUUAUAGUUUUGGCAGACUAGAGCCAAAAGAAUUGGGCAUUCGUUAUUCAUUAUGUGCAAUAAGUAAUUGUUAAGUGCACUGAUGUUGUCAUGAAAUACCACUAUUUAAUGUGUACAAAGUUGGAAUAUGUGUAUAUUGGAAAUAAGGAAAAAUCUUUCUCAUUAUUAACUGGAAUUUUGGUGUGUUUCUGUUUGGAUAAAUACGAGAGAGUAGAAGCCAUAAAAAGUGCUUGAAACUACGUUAGAAAAUAGUCCUUUUUCAGAAAUUCUUUGUCAGUCUCCUUCACAGAAUCUCAAAAAGCCCAAACAACUUCUAGCUGACGUUACUGCCAGCCCCUUUCGUACUUGUUAAAAAUUGGUAUUUAUAAGUAUUUACCAAAGAGCUGUCAAACUUAUACUGAAACAGAAUUUAGAAGGACCUUGCUUAAAGAAAAAAAAAAAAUACGUGUAUACACACACACACGCGCACACAAAUAUAUACACUUACAUAUUUGUAAAAUACAUAAUUUAAAUUCUAAAUCAGAGCAAAUUGUUACGUAAAAAUUCGAACAUAGUUCUUUCAAUAUUUCAUUAUCUAAAGGAUGGCUGAAAAUGAAAUUUGGACAUUUCAUUACUUUUCUUUCUAAAACUAGAAUGAUCUCACUAGGGAACCAGAAUCGACCACCGUUCCACACCCACCCCCAUCUGACACGCACACCGCGCACACCCUUGUUACGUGCCACUGCAGCACGUCCGCCAACUUUUCCGGGGGAGGAGCUUCUUGCAGCCGGAAGCGGCGUAGUGUGUGGUUACAGUCGGUUACGUGGACCGACACCCCCGGCCCUUUCAAAACACGCUGGCCCAGAAAGUCGGGAAAGCACGUGCCACCAAGCUCAGUGAAAAGCGUUAGAGCUCAACGUACGCGAAGGCGUCCGCUGCCCACGGCCCCCGCGCGCUUCUCUGGCCGCCUCCGCCCUGGAAGUGGUGAGCGAGCCACAGGCGCCGCCCGGGGCGGAACUGGGAUCUACUCUUUGUGUGUUCUCUCCCUCUCACGAACUACACGACACGUCUGUGAUGCUGCUUUACGUUUGUAGAGGCUACACCUCCAGUUAGCUGUGGAUUUCGUCUCCUGCACUGCCAAUAUGCAGCUGAUCCUGCUUUAAUUUUAUGAAGACGUACACAGAAUGUAUACGGAAUGUAGUAUUUUGAUACCAUUGAGUAAUCCUAAUCAGAAAACUCCUCGAUCAAUAGUUGUUUUGUUGUCAGUUUAAGAUUACCUUUACCCAUUAUAUUAACGUUCGUUUUAUACAAAGAGUUGUAUAUGUCGACCUAAGUUCCGUUGUCUGCAUUUAACCUUUAAAGAUGUGCAUUAGCGGAAUAUCAGAAAAAAGAGUUUCUGGCUAAGAAUAUGUAACAUGUAAAAGCACAGCAAACUGCAUUGCACUUAACCGCAUAAAGCAACUGUUAGGAAAAAAGCACUUUUCUAAAUACUCAAAUGUUAUCAGAAUACUAUGUUUAUAAAAGUAACCCUCUCUCUAUUAACAGCCAGGAUUUGCUGUUAGAAAUAACUCGUGAGUUUUAUAUUGUGCUUUUUGCGGGGGGGGGGGGGGUUCUAAUCAUUUCAGCAGUAGUAUAUUUUAAACAGCAGUAUUACUAUAGGCAGUGUGCUUCAAAAUGUGAAUUAACUUGUUGAAACUGUGGCUUUAACAUCUCUGUGAUUAGUAUAUAUGGUAUUCAAUAUUUGCUCCCCAUUAGCAAAAUAAUUCAUCAUAAACUUCACUAGUGCAGAUUGCAGUUCUGUGAGCAAUGUUUCCUAUUGAAUAUAAACUACUGUCUAAAAUAUACAUAUCAUGUAGCAGCUCAGCCUUUAUCAGGAAAUUCUACUUGGCAAGUUGCUGGAAAAGUACACAAAGUUAUGAAAGUUGAAGGUCUGCUGCAGAUAACUAGCCACUAUUCUGUGUAUUAUUAAAAUAUUUACCAGUUCUGUUAAAAGCAGAGCAGAAGCUAGACACUAAGGAUCUCUUUGUGAAUUCUUCAUUCUCUAUAGUAGAUUGCUGUUUAUAUGUAAGAAUUUUAUUGCUUAUGUGGCAUACAGUAUUUAUAACUAUAUACUUUAUAGAAGUACAGUAUUAAAGUCAGUGGUAUGUAAACCUCUGUACAUAUCCAGUGAAAUGUGCUCUCAUAU